Malurus melanocephalus (red-backed fairy wren) is the source of this 4886-nucleotide messenger RNA. RefSeq names its product minichromosome maintenance 9 homologous recombination repair factor (gene MCM9). Gene Ontology annotation, cellular component: nucleus; MCM complex. The transcript has 12 exons. Gene Ontology annotation, molecular function: single-stranded DNA binding; ATP binding; ATP hydrolysis activity. The coding region runs from base 202 to 3681 and encodes 1159 amino acids. The record is from RefSeq and is a predicted model, not a curated record. Gene Ontology annotation, biological process: double-strand break repair via homologous recombination. Lineage: Eukaryota; Metazoa; Chordata; Aves; Passeriformes; Maluridae.
UGUGCCGGGCAGCGGCGGGGCGGAGGUGCCGCUGGAACGAGKUGUCCCUGCCCGAGCUCCUGCGCCGCGCCCCGCCUCGCCUGGCUCCGCCAUGGGCUUUUCCUAGGGAAAGACAAAGUUUCCCRCCCGGCCCCUGCCCGUACCGGGAAGCGCCGCCGUGUGACCGCUUCCCCUCGCCUUACCCCGGCAGGGACGGACAGCAUGGUGCUGAGCGCGGACCAGGUGARCCUCAUCGGGCAGGUGUUCGAGUCCUACGUGCUGGAGCACCACCGGGACGACAUCCUGGGCAUCCUGAGGGAGGCGGACGAGCAGGCGCACUACCCCGUCGUCGUCGACGCCUUGACGCUCUUUGAGACCAACAUGGAGAUCGGGGAUUACUUCAACGCCUUCCCCAGCGAGGUGCUGCCGAUUUUCGACAGCGCGCUGAGGCGGGCGGCGCUGGCAGCACUGCAGGACAGCACAGACCAGGAUCAGCUCAGCCUGAAGCAGAACCUCCACGCCAGAGUCUCGGGUUUGCCUGUUUGUCCAGAGCUGACUCGAGAGCACAUCCCUAAAUCCAAGGAUGUGGGGCACUUUUUGUCUGUUACUGGGACUGUCAUACGUACCAGUUCGGUGAAGGUUUUGGAGUUUGAACGGAGUUACAUCUGCAACAAGUGCAAGCACGUGUUUGUUGUCAAGGCUGACUUUGAGCAGUACUAUGCAUUCUGCCGUCCAUCAGCCUGUCUCAAUGAAGAAGGCUGCAACUCAACCAAGUUCAUGUGUCUCUCUGGAACAACCUCCUCUCCUACCUGUUGCAGGGACUAUCAAGAAAUCAAAAUUCAGGAACAGGUUCAGAGGCUGUCUGUUGGAAGCAUCCCUCGUUGCAUGAUAGUUGUUCUGGAAGAUGACUUGGUGGACAGUUGCAAGUCUGGAGAUGACAUCACRGUGUAUGGAGUGGUAAUGCAGAGGUGGAAACCUUUCCAUGAGGGUGCACGCUGUGACUUGGAGCUUGUUUUAAAAGCCAACUAUGUUAAAGUGAACAAUGAGCAGCUAGCAGGRGUUGUAAUUGAUGAAGAAGUUCGCAAGGAAUUUGAAGACUUCUGGGAAAGGCAUAGGAACGAUCCCUUAGCAGGGAGGAAUGAAAUUUUGGCUAGCUUAUGUCCUCAAGUUUUUGGAUUGUACCUGGUGAAGCUGGCUGUAGCCAUGGUGCUUGCUGGUGGUGUACAGAGGACUGAUGCUGCUGGAACUCGAACCAGAGGUGAAUCACAUCUUCUAUUGGUUGGAGACCCAGGUACAGGGAAAUCUCAGUUCCUUAAGUAUGCAGUUAAGAUUAUGCCACGCUCUGUGCUUACAGCAGGAAUUGGAUCUACAAGUGCAGGUUUGACGGUGACUGCUGUGAAGGAAUUUGGGGAGUGGAAUUUGGAAGCUGGAGCGCUGGUGUUUGCAGAUGGAGGCCUUUGUUGCAUUGAUGAGUUCAAUAGUAUCAAAGAACAUGACAGAACCAGCAUCCAUGAGGCAAUGGAGCAACAAACCAUCAGUGUUGCAAAGGCAGGUUUGGUGUGCAAACUUAACACGAGGACAACUAUCCUGGCAGCAACAAACCCCAAAGGCCAUUAUGACCCCAAUGAAUCUGUCUCUGUCAACAUAGCUCUUGGCAGUCCCCUCUUGAGCAGAUUUGACCUGGUCCUAGUAUUGUUAGAUACAAAGAAUGAGGAAUGGGACCACAUAAUUUCAUCCUUCAUCUUGCAAAAUAAAGGUUGCCCGAGUGAAUCAGAAAAGCUCUGGAGCAUGGAAAGGAUGAAAACCUACUUCUGUCUUAUAAAAAGCAUACAGCCAAAAUUGUCUGAAGAGAGCAACCUGAUCCUUGUUCGCUACUAUCAAAUGCAGCGUCAGAAUGACUGCAGGAAUGCUGCCCGCACCACAAUCCGCCUGUUAGAGAGUCUGAUACGGCUUGCAGAAGCUCAUGCCCGAUUGAUGUUUAGGGAUACUGUGACUUUGGAAGAUGCUGUAACUGUGGUAUCAGUGAUGGAAUCUUCUAUGCAGGGGGGUGCACUUCUUGGAGGCAUCAAUGCCUUACACACCUCAUUUCCAGAAAAUCCAAUGGAGCAGUACCGAACACAAUGUGAAGUCAUAUUGGAGCGGCUGGAGCUGAAAGAUCUUCUGCACAAAGAGCUACAAAGACUGGACAGAUUGCAAAAGGAAAAUUCAUGCCAGCAGCAGCCUGAAGAGACAAAUUUCAGUACUGCCACAAGAUGCUCAAAUGAGGAUGCAUUUGGGCAGUCAAAGCAAAGGUYUCAGUCAGUACCUUCAAAUCAAGAAGAGGAUAACUCUGGGCCACAGACACCUUUGCCUGAAGGCAGCUGUGAAGGGGAAAUUCAUCUAGAACCCUUGUGCAACCCAGCACGUGGCAAUAACAAAAAUACAAGCACCCUGGCAUGGUUUGACAGCCUGGAAGAGACAGGCAUUGAUGUUGAAGAAAAUUCUCAUAAGAGGUCUCUGGUGCCCAAGAUAUCUCCAAAGAACUUGGCUUCAAAAACCCCAGGUAAAACAUCUUGUUUUGAAGAAAGAUCUGCUUCAAUACCAAGGAAGCAAAAUGGAUUAAGAGAGUCACUAGCAACUGUGGAUCUGCACRCUCCUUCAAAACAGGACAAAAUUUCCAAGUUAAGCAGGAAAAGGACUGAAGAACACAACCAUUCUUCUUCAGAAGAUAAUAUUGCAGAGGCAGCACCAAGAGUGCAGGAUUCAGUCAUUAGGCAUCAUGCUUCUAAAAGCUGGCAGAGGCUGCACACGGAGAAAUCACAUGGAUUCUUUACAAGUACACAGGACCCCGAGGCAAAGGUCCCUCUUUCAGUAUUACCUGCCUCUGGCCUGCCAGAUCUUUCAAGCAGUGCAGAUUCUGUGCUAGGGGAAGAAGAGAACAGCGUAUCUGUAGCAGCAAAACCUGCAAUUUCUAUGAGAAAAAGAAGUAAAGAUCAAGUAGCAAAGGAAACRAAGGCAGUAAGUUCCCAUGAGCAAGAAAGUGAAAGUCCCCCAGCUGCUAAACUAGCUAAAUUUUCUUUCAGACCAAGGACAAAGCUUGGUCAUUCUUCAGAGAAGACAAAUGAAGAAUUUUCUCUUUUUCAGAGUGAAACUAUUUUUACGCCAGGAGAGCAGCUCCAGGGAGAGCAGCUGCCAGAAGAAGGCUSCCCACCUGAGAAAAACAAGAUGACAUUGACUCGCUUAGAAAAAUGUAGUUUGGAAAAACAAUCAAUUGAUAAUAAAGGGAAAGAAGAGCAACAGAGCCAGGCCUUAAGGAAAGAGAUCAGAGGAAGUGCAACAGUAUGCUCUGAUGCCAGUUUUGAUGCUGUGUCACCUCCRCCCACUGAGAAGAAAAGGGAGGGAGAGGGGCAACAUGGUGGCCCAAGCACAGGGAAGGUGCGCUCCAGCACAUUAGCCAAGCUAUCGUCGUUCUCAUUUGURUCACGUCCUGAGGCAAAACCAGAAACCUCACCUGCCAUUAAGAAUGACACCAACAAGGAAAGUCACAGCCCAYUGCUGAAGGUGCACAUGAGCAAUCYUAGCAAAAGGAAGAGUUUUGCAUUGGGAGAUUCUAGUAAAGCCAGCAUGGUCGCGAAGACAUCUCUCUUCUCCAUAGCAGAGUUAGAUGAUGCUGCAUUAGAUUUUGAUUGGGAUGAAGAGGUUAAGAAAAAUCCAAGCACUUAACAUGUACAUCCUCCCAAUGUUCUUCUGAAUCUUCACCCUUCUAUCAGUUGUAUCCAUGGUUUUCAAAUAAUUUCAUAGAAUCAUCCUGGACCUGUGAAUGUACAGCCAUAUACUUUACAUAAGUAAGGACUGCAUGUGCUGCAGGCCCAAUUUGGCUUUUAGUUUUCUAAACUCUUCCCAGGACCAUUUCUCUCAGUUCACUGUUUUGAYGAACCCUAAAGACUUGAAUAGUCAUGUUCAUGUGUCCAGAAAGAGUGAUCUUUCAGAAGAGCAGGCUUAAUUGACUUUUUCCUUCAUUUCAUGUAACAGUUUGAACUACACAUGAUUCAGRUUGUCCUUCCAAGUGACUGUGCUGCUUCAGAAAAAUGAUGGUGCUCAAGCCAUGUCAUUAUAUUUUGUUCAUCUAUAUAUGCUGUUUGUCUCAGCAUAGUUACCCCUUUGGUGAUCUGUUAUCAUGCUAGGGCAGGUAUUUUUGUAUUACCAGUAUCAUGACAAUUUUGCUUCAUCUUGAACAUUGUGCUUCUUGUCACAGAUUUGAUGCUGAAGACACAGAUUGAGAGCUUUUCAUUUCUGUUUUUUAAUUUCAGUUUUAAACACACUGGUUCGGGUAUCUGUGUCUAUAUUCUGGGUCACUUUKUCAAAACCCACCUCUAAUAAACACACGGUUCUCCACUGCAGAGACAASGAAUUUCAGGUGAUUGAAUGGGAGUCGUCAGUAACCAGGGUAACUUAAAUGUGGGCAUUAAGGCCUGCCAUAUAAACUGCACUUCAAACCUAGCAGCAGAGUGAAGAGCUUCCCUAGUGUAGCUUGGUUCUGASUCAGAUAAUGUUUCCUUGGAUAUUUUAAUUAUGAUUAGAGUUUUACUGCAUCUGAUAUGUAGUUUGUCUUCUGURGCAUGGUGCAUCCUGUGUCAUUCAUUUGUCUAAUGGGAAGUUAAUCUACUAAUGCAUUACAUGUUUACAGAGAAAGGUAAGCCUUAAUUUUCUUCUAGUGACUUGCCUGGUAUGUUUCUUCUGUAUUUGAAUUCUCCACAGAAUAUUCUUGUUAUUACCUGCAAGGUAAACAGAGAAUAGAGUGGUUGCUUAYGGCACAGUAAAGCCCUUGGGAGACUUGCUAGCAGAUAGAUCUGAUUCUCUCUUGGUUUGUUUACAAGUAGCUCCCUUGAAACCAAGUGAGUUAAAAUACUGCAGAAUUUCAGAGAAAU